Procambarus clarkii (red swamp crayfish) is the source of this 1102-nucleotide messenger RNA. The record is from RefSeq and is a predicted model, not a curated record. NCBI's taxonomy places the organism in Eukaryota, Metazoa, Arthropoda, Malacostraca, Decapoda, Cambaridae.
GAUAACUAGAUAUAUAACUACGGCUGUGAGAGGAGGUGGAUGCUCUUCGUGCCGAAGUGGGACGCCCUCGUCAGUCUUGGAGUAACACUCGUACUUGUGCCUACAAGAGACGGAAGUGUAUGACAGAUAUGGUAUUUGACCACCACCACCACAAUGCCAGAAUACAAACUGAUCUACUUCAACGCCGCGGGCCGCGCUGAGCUGAUCCGUUGGAUCUUCGCCUACAGUGGCAUCCCCUACACUGAUGAACGCAUCGAGAAGGCAGACUGGCCGUCCCGUAAACCUAGCAUUCCCGGGGGCAAGGUGCCGGUGUUGAUGGUGGACGGGAAGCCUCUACCACAGUCCCUGGCCAUCGCCCGCUACGUGGCCAAGCAGGCGGACCUCGUCCCUCAAGACCACCUCGAAGCUGCCUACUGCGACGCCCUGGCCGACACUCUCUAUGAAGUGAUGACUGAAGUUUACAAGAUACUGUUCGCUCCAGGAGACGAGGACGAGAAGAAAAAGAAGUAUGAUGAGGAGCUGUACCCCAACAUGAUCGCUCCUCUCCUGACCCGCCUCAACCAGCGGCUUGCCACCAGGGAGUGGUUCGCCGCAGACAAGGUGACGUGGGCUGACCUGCUCAUUGGCCUGGUGGUCGGAGGAGUGAGGGAGAAGAAGCCGGAGGUGCUGAAGGAGUUCCCCGCCGUGGAGGGUCUCGUUAACAAGGUCGUCCAGUUUCCCAAGAUCAAGCAGUGGCUUGAUAGCCGACCCGAGACUCCAUUCUAGAGAUCGUCUUGUCUUCUUUGUUGUUCACUUGUUAUUCUUAUGUAACCUUUUACAUUUGACAACUUUCUCGAGUUUUACUUUGAAUUAUUAGAUUGAUCGAGGCAUAUAGUGCAAGUCGAUCCGUUAGUCGUAACUAUUUUCUAUGACUUAAAGACACAUGUCUAACUUUGGCAGCACUUUUGUCAAUCUUUAUAACUUUUUACUUGCACUAUAUUAUAUUUUGUUUAUCGUGAUUCAAUGACCUUCACCACAAGCAACUUAAAUUGUUUUUACUUUGUAUCUUAGAUAAGUAAUCUCAAACUGUAGACAAAAUAAUUGUAAUAAAUACUCGUAUAAA